Molecule: messenger RNA, 1176 nt
Organism: Penicillium pulvis
Lineage: Eukaryota; Fungi; Ascomycota; Eurotiomycetes; Eurotiales; Aspergillaceae
Product: 3-beta hydroxysteroid dehydrogenase/isomerase
Exons: 2
Biological process (GO): steroid biosynthetic process
Molecular function (GO): 3-beta-hydroxy-Delta5-steroid dehydrogenase (NAD+) activity
Source: RefSeq, a predicted model, not a curated record
CAUGUUGAAAUCGAAAAAAUUCUCAUCUCUGGGGGUACAGGGUUUGUUGGCUCCGCCACGGUGCAUGCCCUGGCAGAAAAGCAUCCCUGUUGCGCCAUCACCGUCAUCGACCGCAGCCCCCCACGCCCACCAUAUGCAUUGCCAGAGGGGAUUACAUGCAUGCAAGUCGAUGUGUCCUCUGCGGCCGAGGUUUCCAAGGCAUUCACGAUGGUCAAACCGGAUGUAGUGAUCCACACGGCUGGUAUUGUACCGGCGCUGGCUGACCGAUUCGGUCGAAGGUUGGAGAAGGAGGUGUGGAAGGUCAACGUCGUGGGUACCCAGAAUAUGCUGGAUGCAGCCACAGAAAAUGGGGCCGUUGCAUUCAUUUAUACCAGUAGCUGUUGUGCUGUGACGGACGACAUGCGAUCAUCCUAUGUUAACAUUGACGAGCGAUGGCCCACAUCGCCAACGUCCCUCAUCUAUGGUGAAUCCAAGGCUACGGCGGAGGCUCUUGUUCUCCAGGCAUCAAGCGAUAAAAUGGCGACCUGUGCCCUACGCCCCUCUGUACUUUGCGGUCCAGGCGACUAUCAGUUGGUGCCAGCCAUUCAUGCAUGCAUUGCCAAGUCCGAAACUCCAUUUAUUAUUGGCACUGGAGAUAAUCUGUGGGAUGUCACUCAUGUGAGCAACGUCGCCGAUUCGCACGUCCUAGCUGUGGAGAACUUGAUGACCUUCCGCACAGCGGCCGGAGAGGCGUUCUUUAUCCAAAACAAUGAACCCAUCACUUUUCGGGAUUUAUGCCUGGCGGUAUGGGCGCAUUUCGGGCAUAACCCGCCCUUCGAGAUCCGAAUUCCGAUAUGGCUAGCGUACUUUGCAGGGUUGGUCUGUGAAAUCGUCACCUGGGUGACUGGGACCACCACAACCUUGAGUCGAGGGAGUGUACGAGAUGCAUGUGCUAUACGGUAUGCUAGCGGCGAUAAGGCAAGGAAGAUAUUGGGGUACGAGGCUCGCAUUGGCAUGGAGGAUGCCAUUCGUUUGAGCUGUGAGGUAAGCCGAGAUAUCAUCGUACCAGAUGGUAUCGAUUCAAAUCGUUCAAAGGUAAAUUCAGCGACUUACCUCGGAUCCGCAGGACUAUGCUCGCCGUAUCGGAGUAAAAAUCCCUGUCCAAAUCGAUCAAAGAUAUCGGACACGAAUCCAUGA